Molecule: messenger RNA, 1931 nt
Organism: Dermacentor andersoni
Lineage: Eukaryota; Metazoa; Arthropoda; Arachnida; Ixodida; Ixodidae
Source: RefSeq, a predicted model, not a curated record
GCACCCUAUACUUCGCGAAGAGAUGAUGUGUUUUGACUACUUAUGUUAGAAGUAACUAAGAUAACUAAGAGUAAGCAAGAAGGGGAAAGGGGAGAGAACACUGUGGCCAAUGAUCAGGUGAAGGAAAUCUGCGUUACUCAACUUCUGGCAUUUCAAAAAUUCCUUAACUCCUACCCAAAGCAUAAUAUGCUGGUAUUGUUUGAAACAGAACUGUUAUCUUCCCGCAACGUAUAAAAAUGGUACAUCAAAAUAUGUGGAUCUCGCGCAGUGUGGGAAUCGUUGUAACCGAAGCUUUGUACUCUGGUUGCUUUAACCGGCGAUAAUUAGCGGUGAUGUUGGCGGUGAAUAUGUAAUUUCUUCAGCGUUUAUUCCAACACGAGUGUGGUGAGUUGGCGUUAAACGUUACCUUGCGUGCAACGUUGUUGUUUGCGUAGUCCGCAGAACCCACAGGGAGACGUGUUUGCUUGAAGCGUUUUCUUGUGCGUCGUUGUUCAUAAUCUCCGAGAGGGUUGGGCACUAUCAUUGCCUCACAUGUCACAUUGCACCGGGGCACAUGGGCGUCCAAACUUCAAUUGAAUUAUGGGUCUGUACGUAACUCAAUAGUUUUUUUUUUUUUUUGAAUGUACACAUUGUGUACAUACAUUAGAGGUCUGCACCAUGUUUCGCUGCGUAGCAAAGACGGUCCUGUUCCGCGCGACGCUUCUUUCGGGGCUGGGUAUCCUCACCACUGAGCGCACGCUUUGGAGCCAUUUUUUCUAGCCCGCGUUUACAUGCUCCUUCUCCAUAUGAUGUGGCCAGCUCGCGGUUCAGACGCCAACUCCAAGCGCUCUCUUCAGGCUGUGGACGAUUGCAAUGUUUCCACUAUCACAACUCGGCAUGCGACCCCCCACAGCCCAGCACCAGCAUUUUAUUGUCGCAUAGGAAAGCAAGUAUGCCACGUGCUAUAAGCACAAACUUCGAAACGCUGACGCGGUGGCGAGCCCGACCUAGACCACUGAAGCAGCGCCCUGAAAGUCAUGAAAAGAGGGGAAAAAACCUUCUUUAGGACACGCUACCAGUACUCUUACUACUCUUACUCAGUGGGCUAGGCUGCAGCGGCACCGGCACCAUGUUUAAUCGCUGCUUGCUCUUCAUGCAGUUCUUCGGCUUCCUUGCUGUACCCCCCCUUUGCGGUGUCACAUGGCUUGGAACUGCUUCGUCUGACUUGGCUCCCUCGGCGGUCGAGCACGUGGACGUCAUCGAGUGCUUGCCCAAGAACUGCGCUAUCGCUACCAUAUGCGAUUACCUCGGCGUGUCCCACUUCAAGCUACAGCAUGCCAGUCACCCCGAUGCCCUGUCCUUUGAUCAGCCAAUCAUCGACAACUCUCGGUCUGUGACGUCGGCAGCCGACGGUAUAAAUGUCCAGCGCGUGGAUCGUCUCUUCAGUGGGCUAGGCUGCAGCGGCACCGGCACCAUGUUUAAUCGCUGCUUGCUCUUCAUGCAGCCACGCAGGGCUCAACUCUACCGUGCAUUGGAAUUUCUGGUGGUGAUAAUCCUUUCCAGCACAAUCUUAAUGAUUUCCUCGUGUAAGGUAGAGUGCAUGAAUGAGAGCGAACCUAAAGCAAUAUGCGUACAAGGAGGGCCCGGUGAAGGAUGCAACUGCACAUGUGAAGCCUCGUCUUAAUGCACCCUCUUCUUUAACAUACACCUUUAAAUUUAAAAACAGUGUGCCGAUUACAUGCACUGCACGGAUCUACGUCACGUGAAGCAUCCUGAAUGUAGCUGGCCAAGGAGCAUCGUUACGGGGCUCUGUAAAUUGCUACCGAAACCAUCAAGAUGUUUGUAAAGUACGAACACUUGUGUCUGUAACUCUAAAGUGUGUGCCCAAGGCACAUGCGCCUUUUGGUUUUCUUUUGAACUAUGUGUUUCAUUAAAAUCUAUUGCUAUUAUCA